Molecule: messenger RNA, 1170 nt
Organism: Penicillium angulare
Lineage: Eukaryota; Fungi; Ascomycota; Eurotiomycetes; Eurotiales; Aspergillaceae
Product: alpha-hydroxy acid oxidase
Exons: 3
Coding region: 1-1170 (389 amino acids)
Molecular function (GO): FMN binding; oxidoreductase activity
Source: RefSeq, a predicted model, not a curated record
AUGCCUUCUCAGGAUGAUCCAAUUACUAUUGAUCAAGUAGAGGAUCUUGCUCGACAAAAAAUUCCCUCUCAAGCCUACAACUAUUACUCCUGUGGUGCUGAUGAUCAACGGGCUCUAGAGUCAAACCGUACAGACUUUGAUAGUCUGUACGUUCUUCCACGGGUCCUCAGAGAUGUAUCUCAUGUUGAUACCUCGGUCAAGAUAUUUGGUCAAACGCUUCCAAUUCCAAUAGGAAUCGCUCCCACCGCGAUGCAACGACUGGCUAGUCCGGAAGGCGAGCUAGAUGUAUCCAGAGCGGCGAGUUCAAUGGGUGUGAACAUGACGCUUUCUUCGAACUCCACUACUUCCCUCGAGGAUGUUAUCUUUGCUCGCCAACAGACCUCGAGCCCAGCCCCGCCAUAUUGGUUUCAAAUCUAUCUCCACACUAAGCUAGAACUAAGUGUUCCCUUGAUUAAACGGGCAGAGGCUGCUGGGUACCAGGCACUUGUCCUCACGGUAGACAGCCCAGUGCUUGGAAAUCGCAUCAACGAGAGAAAAGAACCAUUGAUUCUUCCCGAAGGUAUCACAUUGGCAAACUCAAAGAACAACUCAUCAAGUUCACGAAAACCAACAUUCAACCGCGUGAUGAUGGAUGCAAGAAAUAAACAACAAUACGACGAGGGACUUCGCGAGGCUGAUGGCAGAGAAUACAACUCCUCGCUUACAUGGAAGUCAGCUAUGGAGUUCCUACGCCGCACAACGAACAUGAAAAUUAUUGUGAAGGGAAUUAUGGCACCAGAAGAUGCUCAGGCUGCAAUUGAUCACGGAGCAGACGCUAUUGUAGUGUCUAAUCAUGGCGGGCGCCAGCUAGGCUGCGCUCCAUCUACAAUCAAAGCAUUGCCUGAAAUCGUGGACGUCGCGAAGGGAAGAAUACCGGUCAUCUUCGAUGGAGGCGUACGUCGUGGAAGUGACGUUUUUAAGGCGCUGGCACUUGGUGCGGACUUUGUUCUUGUUGGAAGGCCUGUAUUGUGGGGUCUUGGCUACAAAGGCAGGGAAGGUGUGGAGACUGUGAUGAAUAUCUUGGAGCGCGAACUGAGUCGUACCAUGGCAUUGGCGGGUACUGCUCGAGUUCAAGAUAUUAAUGCCUCCUUCCUUAGACAAUCUGUUGAUGGGCGCUUGAACAAAUUAUAA